This is a messenger RNA of Leptinotarsa decemlineata (Colorado potato beetle), 1066 nucleotides long. It is a transcript of the gene Mgat1, whose product is annotated as Mannosyl (alpha-1,3-)-glycoprotein beta-1,2-N-acetylglucosaminyltransferase. Gene Ontology annotation, cellular component: Golgi apparatus. Gene Ontology annotation, molecular function: alpha-1,3-mannosylglycoprotein 2-beta-N-acetylglucosaminyltransferase activity. Gene Ontology annotation, biological process: protein N-linked glycosylation. Lineage: Eukaryota; Metazoa; Arthropoda; Insecta; Coleoptera; Chrysomelidae. The record is from RefSeq and is a predicted model, not a curated record.
CAGUCUGCACUGAGUGACUGAUAAGUUAUAGUUCUGUGCUGAGUACGUUCGUUGUUCGUUCACAGUUCAAUCACUUUGAGAAUGACUUCUUGACGUCUCGACUUUAUGGGUGGUUAUAAAUUUGUUGUGGAUUGUAGUUUAUAACCGAGAUAUAUUAUAAUGUAGUUGAAAAUCGGGCUACAAUAAAUUGAUAUUUAGGUUACCAAAUGCAAUAUGAUUGAUAUGUGCUGCUCUGCAAAAUAAAAUUUGAAUAUAAUAUGCGAAUAAAACGCACAAAUUUAGUUAUAGGAUUAUUAUUAAUUGUAUGGACUUCUGUAUUAUAUUUAACUUUUCCAUACCAUUCCAUCAAUUCCAAUGAAGUUUCUGAUGUAGUUAAACAAAUUGUGAUUUUGGAACAAGGCAUAUCAAGAGAGUUUGAAAAGAACAAUGUUGUAAUAAAAGAUGCUCAGGAGUUACUAGAAAUUAAAAAGAAAGGUGAAAUACACCCAAAUAUAGUAGAUCAGAAAGAACUGCAAGAUGUUAAAAUACCAGUUUUGGUGUUUGCCUGCAAUAGAGUUACUGUCACCAGGUGUUUGGAUAAUUUGAUUCAAUACAGGCCCGAUCCAGAUCAGUUUCCCAUUAUUGUUAGUCAGGACUGUAGCCAUGAAGAAACUAGAAAUGCAAUUCAAAAGUAUGGCUCUCAAAUUUCACUCAUACAACAGCCAGAUCAAUCAGACAUUCAAGUUCCGCCAAAAGAAAAAAAAUUCAAGGGGUAUUUCAAAAUAGCAAGACAUUAUGGUUGGGCAUUAAACCAAAUGUUUUUCAAUUUUAACUUUAGCUCAGUAAUCAUAGUAGAAGAUGAUUUGGAAGUGGCUCCAGAUUUCUUUGAAUACUUCAUUGGUACUUAUCCUCUUCUGUUGAAAGACUCAUCACUUUGGUGUAUUUCUGCUUGGAAUGACAAUGGUAAAGAAGGUCUUGUUAACACUGAUAGACCUGAUUUACUUUACCGUACUGACUUCUUCCCUGGCUUGGGCUGGAUGCUUACAAAAAAUAUUUGGUUUGAACUCUACAGCAAAUGGCCAAGAGC